Pteronotus mesoamericanus is the source of this 513-nucleotide messenger RNA. RefSeq names its product interferon-induced transmembrane protein 3-like. The transcript is spliced from 2 exons. NCBI's taxonomy places the organism in Eukaryota, Metazoa, Chordata, Mammalia, Chiroptera, Mormoopidae. The coding region runs from base 19 to 399 and encodes 126 amino acids. The record is from RefSeq and is a predicted model, not a curated record. Gene Ontology annotation, biological process: response to interferon-alpha; type I interferon-mediated signaling pathway; negative regulation of viral genome replication. Gene Ontology annotation, cellular component: plasma membrane.
UGCCCACCAAAGCCAGACAUGAUCAGGCGGGAGCACGAGGUGGCCACCCUGGGGGCGCCCCAGGGCUCAGGAGCCGUGAUGUCCACCGUGGUCACCAUGCAGCCGGAGACCGUCGUGCCCGACCACAUCGUCUGGUCCCUGUUCAACACGCUCUUCUUCAGCCCCUGCUGCUGCCUGGGCUUCGUGGCGUUCGCCUACUCCGUGAAGUCCAGGGACCGGAAGAUGGUCGGCGACGUGGUCGGGGCCCAGAGCUACGCGUCCACCGCCAAGUGCCUGAACAUCUGGGCCCUGGUCUUGGGCCUCCUUGGGACCAUAGGGUGCAUCGUGGUUCUGGCGUUGCUGUUGCCAGGUGUCCUCAGCGCAAUAGCGCAGGCCGCGCAGGGCCACAGAGGCCUGUAGUGGCUGCCCACGGCCGGCGGACCACGUCUCCCCUCCCGCUCCUGGCGCUGCCCCCACGCCCACCCCUUCCUACAGCACUUUGUCCCUGCCCCCUGCCCGCCGCCGAACCCAAUA